Messenger RNA from Parascedosporium putredinis, 957 nucleotides. Lineage: Eukaryota; Fungi; Ascomycota; Sordariomycetes; Microascales; Microascaceae. The record is from the annotation of a GenBank genome assembly.
AUGCUGCCCCUCGGCCUCCUCAACGCGGCGCAAGGCCAUCCUAUCCUGGUAGAGCUGAAGAAUGGCGAGAAUCUGAACGGCCACUUGGUGAUGUGCGAUACGUGGAUGAACCUCACACUCAAAGAGGUUGUGCAAUCGAGUCCGGAGGGCGAUAAGUUUGUGCGGUUACCAGAGGCCUACGUCAAGGGCAACAACAUCAAAUACCUCCGAGUCCCCGACGAGAUCAUCGACAUCGUGAAAGAGAACCAGCAGAACCAGCAAGGCGGCUUCCGAGGAGGAAGGGGUGGGCGGGACCGAGAUCACGGGAAUCGCGGAGAAAAUGGUCUCGCCCCAAACCAAACCAACGCCGACGAGGUUUCUUCGCAGCCCUCAUUUCAUUCAUUGGGAGAGCUGCCGAACCCUGAUAUCGGCUCAGGAAGUCUCGGCUUUGGGGAUCUCGAGAUCCCUGACCUUGUUGAUGCAUCCUUCUUGGAAUCUGGGGAUUCUUUGGCUGGGGAGAACAUUGAGGAUGUUGCAAUGGCUCUUUCAAGUCCACAGGUGGCCACGCCACCCUCAGUCCCGCUCAACCCGAUAAGGAACCCUCGCCCUCGCCAAGCCUCUACUUGGAUGCGCCCGGAACUCCUCUCGACGAGGGAGCAGCUGAUGAUCAGGCGAUACGGCACCUCGGAACCCCGAUCCUGCUGCCAGUUUGACGCCUGUCACCUCUCCAACCCCCACUCCCGCUACCGGACCAUGGCGCACACGGCCGACCCCCUACCCCGAAUGCCGGUUUACAGCCACGAGGGCUCAUCUGGAAGUGUUUCGCAAAACCCUACCGUGGGAGGCGUGGAGCCGACGCUUACUCCACAGCUAAAAGAGAUUCGGGAGAGGCACCGCAGGCUCAACCUACCGUACAGCAGCCUGAAAACAACCCGAACAGCGGCGCCUCCGUCGGGUGCCACCACCGGCUUGCCCUGA